This is a messenger RNA of Cicer arietinum (chickpea), 1221 nucleotides long. RefSeq lists its product as uncharacterized. Lineage: Eukaryota; Viridiplantae; Streptophyta; Magnoliopsida; Fabales; Fabaceae. Gene Ontology annotation, molecular function: protein dimerization activity. The record is from RefSeq and is a predicted model, not a curated record.
AUGAUAAAUCUUGGUGAAAAAUUUAUUGGAGGAAAUACGAAUAGACCUCCACUUUUUGAUCGAGAACACUUUGAACAUUGGAAAGACAAAUUAAAAAGUUUCUUUAUAUCCCAAGAUCCAGAAUUAUGGGAUUUAGUUGAAGAAGGAUACAAUGGCCCAUCAAAUGAUGAUGGCACUGAAGUGUCUUGGAAAAACAUGACCAUACAAGAGGCAACAAAUCUAAACCGUUUUCCUCUAGAAGAACUCAUAAGUUCAUUUCGAUCACCUGAAAUAGAAUUGGCAGAGGAUGAGCUAAAGAAAAAGCAAAUAUCAAUGUCUUUUAGAUCAAAAGAAAAGAAAGCCUUACAAGCAAUUGAUGAAUCAGAGGAUGAGAAUAAUGAUGAGUUAGAUGAACAUAAUGAGGACUCAAAGUGUUUGAGAUUUUUGCUUCGUCAAGCCUUACAACAAUCUCAGGAUAUAGUUAAUGCCAUGUGUUUGGUUGGAACAACAAAGUAUCUUAUUCAAGUAUUGAGAGAAGAUGGUUGGGAUGCAUUAUUUACUGAAGUGAAGAACUUUUGUGAAAAACAUGAUAUUGAAAUUCCUGAUCUCAACGAUGUUCAUUCAACAACAAAAUUUGGACGAUCUCGUCUUCAACAAGGUCAGGUUACAAUAGAGCAUUAUUUUAGAGUUGAAAUAUUUUUUACUGCCAUUGAUCAACAAUUACAAGAGUUGAAUAACAGAUUUAGUGAGCAAGCAAUAGAUUUGUUAACUCUAAGUUGUGCUUUGACUCCUAAGGAUAAUUAUAAAUCUUUUAACAUUGAAAAAAUUUGCACUCUAGUUGAAAAAUAUUACCCUGUGGAUUUCAACAUGCAAGAGAAGAUUAAUUUGAAAUUUCAACUCCAACAUUUCUUAAUUGAUGCUCGUCAAGAUUUAAAUUUGAAGAAUUUAUCAACUAUCCAAGAAUUGUGCUCAUGUUUGAUUGCAACUGAAAAGACGCAAAAUUUCUACUUGAUUGAUAGACUACUUCGUCUUAUCAUGACUCUUCCGGUUUCUACUGCCACAACUGAAAGAUCUUUUUCAGCAAUGAAAAUUAUUAAAUCAAGAUUAAGAAACAAGAUGGAAGAUGACUUUUUAGCAGAUACCAUGACGAUUUAUAUUGAAAGGGAAAUUGUUGCAAGUAUCACUUUUGAGUCUAUUAUUGAUGAUUUCAAGUUAAUUAAAGAGCGUAGAGCAUUACUUUAA